AUGUCUUUCGACGACUCGUCCCGGCUGGAAUCUCAGCCAACGACCUGGCGGCGGCAGGACGAUCCCGAGUAUGCCGACGACCCAGAGUUCAAGCGCUUCACCACCCAGCUUUCCGACCAGCUGUUCAGCUUGACCUCGAACGUCACCCGCCUUUCCAACCAGAUCGCACUCCUGGGCACCAAGCGCGAGACGGAACGGGUCCGCGAGCGGGUCCGCGACCUGAUUGAAGAGACGAGUUCUGGGUUCAAGGAAGUUGGCGAGGGUCUGAAGAAGGUUCAGCAAUGGCCUGAUCUCGGGCCAUCCCAAAAAUUCACCCAGGGGAAACUGAACCGGGAAUUCAAAGCGUCCCUCACCGAAUUCCAAGUUCUACAACGUCGCGCCAUCGAAAAAGAGCGCAGCUCCGCCGCCGCCGCGCGUGCCGCCCUUGAUGAGAACGCUACCAGCCCCGGCGGCGCGCAGCAUCAAUCCCACCAACAACAGCAACUCCAAGAGCAGGAGCAGCUGCGCCUCGCGUCGCAGGAUGAGGUCGACUUCCAGGAAUCUCUCAUCAUCGAGCGCGAGUCCGAGAUCCGCAACAUCGAGCAGUCAGUUGGCGAGCUGAACGAGCUGUUCCGUGACGUCGCCCACAUGGUGCAUGAGCAGGGUGAGCAGCUCGAUAUUAUCAGCGAGAACGUCGAGGGCGUGCGCACCGACACCCGCGGCGCCCAUGUCGAACUCACCGCGGCCAGCAGGCACCAGAAGGCCGCCCGCAACAAGGCCUGCUGCCUGCUGCUCAUCCUCGCUGUCGUACUGACUAUCAUCAUCUUGGCCGUCGUCUUGGGUUAA
Messenger RNA from Lasiodiplodia theobromae, 825 nucleotides. RefSeq names its product Snare domain protein. The record is from RefSeq and is a predicted model, not a curated record. Gene Ontology annotation, biological process: Golgi to vacuole transport; intracellular protein transport; vesicle fusion. Bases 1 to 825 code for a protein of 274 amino acids. Lineage: Eukaryota; Fungi; Ascomycota; Dothideomycetes; Botryosphaeriales; Botryosphaeriaceae. The transcript is spliced from 2 exons. Gene Ontology annotation, cellular component: SNARE complex; membrane; endomembrane system. Gene Ontology annotation, molecular function: SNAP receptor activity; SNARE binding.